Messenger RNA from Nestor notabilis (Kea), 212 nucleotides. Its product is annotated as ras-related protein Rab-4A. NCBI's taxonomy places the organism in Eukaryota, Metazoa, Chordata, Aves, Psittaciformes, Psittacidae. The transcript is spliced from 2 exons. The annotation marks the transcript as partial. The record is from RefSeq and is a predicted model, not a curated record.
AGCUGAUGUUCUUAGAAACAAGCGCGCUAACAGGGGAAAAUGUUGAAGAGGCCUUUGUACAGUGUGCAAGAAAAAUACUCAAUAAAAUUGAAUCAGGAGAACUGGAUCCAGAAAGAAUGGGCUCAGGUAUUCAGUAUGGAGAUGCUGCCUUGAGACAGUUGAGAUCACCACGUCGAGCACAAGCACAAAGUGCUCAAGAAUGUGGGUGUUAA